ACGCGACCCGCCGUGAUCUUGCCUCGCAACAUCAAUAAUCAGUCGCGUCGAAACGGUGGGAGCCUAUCCAGAGUAGGCAUGGCAGGGUUUGCGGGGAAGAUCCGAAGUCAUGGGUUGUGAAAAGGGUCCAAUGUCAAGAACGGCAAACACCGUUUAGCCUUUUAGCCGAAGAAACGAAAACACUCCAGAUGGUAAGGCCCCGGAUCAGCAAAGUCCCAUUGACCAGCCCUGGUUGGUCGUCGCCUCGGUUUCACGCUCCGAUGAUCCGUGGCGAUGAGAAGGCACUUCUCCGAGCCUUUUUGUGGAGUUUGGACUAGAGUCGCGUUAGACUGACGACCGUAUAUAUUCUUUUGCGAGCAUCUUUUGCAGCCAAGGUUAUCAUUGCGACAGAAAACCAACAAUGCCUUCCUCUACAACAAACGGGUCGGCUCACGGCCUUACAAACGGCCACACAAAUGGUCACCAUGCUGCAGGACUAGAUCUGACUGUGCUUGGGCUGAACUCGGGGACGUCGAUGGAUGGCAUUGAUUGCGCAUUAUGCCGGUUUCGACAAGAGUCUCCCGAGUCGCCAAUGCAAUUCGAGCUUUUGGCGUACGACGAAGUGCCCCUGGCGCCCAAAAUCAAGACGCGUGUGAUGAACAUGAUUUUGCACAACAAAACCACACCUGAGGAACUCUCGGAAGUCAACGUUCUGUUGGGUGAGACCUUUGCAGCCGCUGUGAAGGAGUUCUCUCAAAAGCACGGAGUUCCCUUGGAAAAAAUUGAUGUUCUGGGAUCUCAUGGGCAGACGAUUUGGUUGCUCAGCAUGCCGGAGCCUGGACAGACCAGGUCUGCAUUGACCAUGGCUGAAGGUGCUUUCCUUGCUUCGAGAACAGGUAUCACAUCAGUCACCGAUUUCCGAGUUUCGGAUCAAGCCGCAGGUCGGCAGGGGGCGCCAUUGAUUGCAUUCUUUGACUCGCUUGUCCUUCAUCACCCUACCAAGCUCCGAGCCUGCCAGAAUAUUGGUGGCAUAGGCAAUGUCUGCUUCAUCCCUCCUGACAAGGAUGGCAAACUCAACCCUGAGUACUUUGACUUUGACACCGGUCCGGGUAACGUCUUCAUCGAUGCCGCGGUGCGAUAUUUCACGAAUGGGGAACGGGAAUAUGACAAGAACGGCGAGAUGGGUGCUGCAGGAACAGUGGAUCAGGAUAUGGUGGAUGAAUUUCUGCGGACUCAUCCAUAUUUCGCCCUGGAACCGCCAAAGACCACAGGGCGUGAAGUGUUUCGGGACACCAUUGCCCACGACCUUAUCGAACGAGGCAUAGCCAAAGGAUUGUCACCGAACGACAUUGUUGCCACGAUCACCCGAAUCACCGCCCAGGCCAUUGUCGAGCACUAUCAGAGGUAUAUGCCGCGGAAGUAUGGUCCUCUUGCCGAAAUCUAUAUGUGUGGUGGAGGAGCCAAAAAUCCCAACAUCACACGGCAUUUGCAAGCAGCUUUUCCCGAAACCCGGCUCUUGAUGCUCGAUGAAGCUGGAAUCCCGGCGGACGCAAAGGAGGCAAUCACAUUCGCGUGGCAAGGUAUGGAGGCGGUGGUUGGCCGAAGUAUUCCAGUGCCGAGCAGAGUCGAGUCGCAAAGACAGUUUGUGCUUGGAAAAGUCAGCGCUGGAGACAAUUAUCGGAAGGUCAUGAGGCAUGGUAUGGCCUUUGGCGCAGAGAGAGACCAUCUCGAGCCGGUAACGGAGUUGGUGAAUUAUGUGGAGGGUAAGGUGUUUGACAACAAAUGGUAGAAGGGAUCAUUUGAGCAGAGAGCGUGCAGGCGUCGGGAGCGAUGAUAUUUGCAUGUGUUUACUCGUUCGCAGUUUCCCACACUUGGUAGUCGGCUUCGUAUUUCUGUUUUUCAACCACCACGCAGGCAUCAU
Exophiala viscosa is the source of this 1900-nucleotide messenger RNA. Its product is annotated as Anhydro-N-acetylmuramic acid kinase. The record is from RefSeq and is a predicted model, not a curated record. Bases 401 to 1768 code for a protein of 455 amino acids. Gene Ontology annotation, molecular function: ATP binding; phosphotransferase activity, alcohol group as acceptor. NCBI's taxonomy places the organism in Eukaryota, Fungi, Ascomycota, Eurotiomycetes, Chaetothyriales, Herpotrichiellaceae. Gene Ontology annotation, biological process: amino sugar metabolic process; peptidoglycan turnover. The transcript has a single exon.